GGCACAAAAGUCCGGUUCCCGCAUGCCCUUGUCAUGACGCUUUUGUUCCGCAACGGCAGCGCCAAGGACAAGAUCGUAGCAAUCCUGAGUGCCACCAGGCAGCACGCGCGCGGACUCGCAUUCUUUGUGACCAUCUACAAAUCGCUGAUGCUUUUGCAGCGCAAGAUGGCGGCAUCGGGCAAGAAUACCGACCUGCACACGUUUAUUGCCGGGUUCAUUGGCGGCUACUUUGUGUUUGGCGAGAAGACCAGCGUCAACCAGCAAAUCAUCUUGUACCUGUUUUCGCGCGUAGCAAUGGGCCUGGUCAACACAAUCAUGAAGAACACCAACACGCAGGCGCCGCCAAAGUCGUUUGCCCUGUUCGCAGCGCUGUGCUGGGGUAUUGUCAUGGUGCUGUUCCGCCGCGACAAGUCGACACUGCAGAACUCGCUGAAGAACUCGAUGACAUAUUUGUAUGAGGAUUCGAACAGCUGGACGUCGCUGAAGACACUGCUGUGGCACAACAAGUAAGCGGAGAGGCUGGAAAUCAGUGUUCUGAUUGGAGAAUAACGGCUGUGUGGGUCGCUGGCGGGUCUGCGCUCACACUUAGUCUAAUUAGUUCAAUAGAAACU
Molecule: messenger RNA, 611 nt
Organism: Linderina pennispora
Lineage: Eukaryota; Fungi; Kickxellomycota; Kickxellomycetes; Kickxellales; Kickxellaceae
Exons: 2
Coding region: 34-510 (158 amino acids)
Cellular component (GO): peroxisomal membrane
Source: RefSeq, a predicted model, not a curated record